This is a messenger RNA of Phlebotomus argentipes, 9333 nucleotides long. It is a transcript of the gene E(bx), whose product is annotated as nucleosome-remodeling factor subunit NURF301. The record is from RefSeq and is a predicted model, not a curated record. The coding region runs from base 523 to 8874 and encodes 2783 amino acids. The transcript has 17 exons. NCBI's taxonomy places the organism in Eukaryota, Metazoa, Arthropoda, Insecta, Diptera, Psychodidae. Gene Ontology annotation, biological process: regulation of transcription by RNA polymerase II. Gene Ontology annotation, cellular component: NURF complex. Gene Ontology annotation, molecular function: RNA polymerase II cis-regulatory region sequence-specific DNA binding.
GGAAGUGGAGAAAAAGUGAGACUUUAUCGUGCGUGUGUGAAAUUUUCUACAGAAUUUUACCAAAUUCUUGACCCGUGGUGGGCAUUUUUGAACGCAUGUCGAAAAAGGAAGCCGCCACAGGUCGCAUGGUGUAGACGAUUUUCCGGGAGAGUGUUGGGAAAAGGUGGAAAUUGCGUGUAAAGCCGUGGCAAUGACUACGUCGAUUGCGGGAGUCGAGAGAAAAUUUGAUUAUGAUGAAAUUCAUCUUUGCACCAUUGAUUGGCGGUCAGAAAGGCAAACCCGCGAAAUAGGUAGGAAUUUGUGAUUUUCCUGCGACGAAGAUAAGCGGAGGUGCGGGAGAAAGCCCUCUGCCGAUGGUCCACAUGUUAAUUAUCCAUCGAAAAUAUAAACAAACUCCAUACGUAAAAAAGUGACAUUGACAGUGAAAAAGUGACACUUGCGUGAGAAUUCCCCUUUCCCGGGGAAGCCGGACUGAAGUUGCCAGGAAGUGGUGAGCAGGCGGGAAGAGACACCGCGUGAAGGAUGUCGGGGCGGGGUGGAAAGCGGCGUGGGAGGCCACCCAAAACCCCCGUGGUGGAGAGAGCGUCCAAGUUCCAGUACCACUUGAUGAAGAAGCCCAAGUAUCUGCUGAACAAGGGCUCAGAUUCGCAAAUGAGUACACCGUCAGCUUCAAGGGCAUCGUCGCCACAAGGCAGUGACGGCAGUCGCAGGAGCACCUUCAGGGCAUCGGCGUCCAAGACUCGGAAGACCCGCGGCGGAGGAACUUCCAGCCGACGAACAACACACUCAGCGUCGGUGUAUCAGCGAAAGGGCUAUGAAUCGGAAUAUCAUUAUGGCUCAGAUUUUGGAGAUUCCACGGACAAGAGUGAUAUUGAGGAUGAUCCACUGCUAAUGUCGCCAUCAGAAACCGACAGUCUUGACGCGGUGGAUCACGAGAGUGACAGUGACUUCUCGUUGAGCAGUUACAGCACUAAUAGCAAUCACGUGAGACGAGGUCCUCGUCCGCCCAGUCCAGAACCUCUGUGGCUGCAGGCGCGCGAAUUGCCGCCACUUGAAUUGCCGGCCACGUCGGAUGACUUGCUCGUGCCGCAAGCAUAUGCACUCAAAGUGGCGUCCAUCUACGAGGUGAUGCGACGAUUCAGGAACCUCGUAAGACUCUCACCAUUCCGCUUGGAGGACUUUUGUGCGGCUCUCAUGUGCGAUGAGCAGAGCAAUCUCCUGACUGAGAUCCACAUGAUGCUACUGAGGGCUAUUCUACGCGAAGAGGAGGCACAGGCGACACAUUUUGGACCGCUGGACCAGAAGGACAGCAUAAACAUCUCCAUCUACUUGAUGGACACAUUCUCGUGGGCGGAGGUGAUGCGAAAGUAUGUUGAGAGUGAUGCGAAUUUCGACAGAAAUGUGUUGAAUAUUCUCACCACGAAGGAAUAUCCUUUCUGUGGCAUCGACGAUCGGAUGGCGGUGCUGCAAUUCCUCGUGGAUCAGUUUCUCAUAACAACACCCGUGAGAGAUGAUAUGCUGCAGGAGGGUCCCAUUCACUAUGACGAUCACUGUCGAAUUUGCCAUCGUCUUGGGGACUUGCUGUGUUGUGAAACGUGCCCAGCGGUCUUUCAUCUUGAAUGCGUGGAUCCGCCACUGGUGGAUGUGCCAACGGAGGAUUGGCAGUGUAGUAUUUGCAAGAUUCACAAGAUAUCCGGCGUGAUGGAUUGUGUAUCGUCGCAGGAGAAGCAGGGCGUUCUCUGUCGCCAGGAGCACUUUGGCUUCGAUCGACACGGUCGGAAGUACUGGUUUGUGGCGCGUCGACUGUUUGUGGAGAACGAAGAGGGCACGGAGAUUUGGUACUACACCACGGUGAAGCAAUUCGAGAGACUCAUGUCGAAGUUGGAUGAGAGUGAAUUUGAGAUGUCACUGUGUCAUGAGCUUAAUGAACACAAGGAGGAGAUUGUGCGACAGAUGACACUCACGGAAACGCUGACGAAUCAACACAAGGGCGGCAAGAAGUCAUAUCUGGAGAUUGAGAAUGCGAGCAUUGAGAAGGUGCAGAAGGAGGAGGGCCAGGAGAAUGGUCAAGAGGCGGAGAAGUCCGAAGAGGAGAAGAAUGACGAGAGUGAGAGCAAUUCCACAACAGAAAUGGACGUUGAUGGUGAGUGUAUGAACAAUAAUGGAACAGCAAGUGGGGUGAAGGUGAUUAAAAACAUGGUGACACGCUCAAAGGCCACCCCAAUGAGAGAUGGUAAGAAUUCUGGGGAUGAUACGAUGGAAUCUAGUCGUAUUACGCGACAUCGUCUGAGUCAGAUAGCAUCUGGAACGCUGUACUUUAAGUUGGGCAUGGAGAAUUCCUUCCGCACGUAUGUGAAUCAAUACACUACAAAUAUCAAUGCACUGAAUAAACCGCAGAGAAAUGAGGAACGUGACAAGAAGAGGCAUUUGUCACACAAAUUCUCUCUGACACAGGCGUCUGAGUUCAAAUGGAUUGGUGCAGUGAGUGCCACACAGAUAAAUAUUGUGACAACACUGAGGGCAACAUUCCUGGCAUUGGAGCAAAACAUCUCAGCGCCAUACUUGCAUCCCAAUUGGAUAAAUAUAAGAAAGACAUGGGUCUCUGCCGUGGCCAAUUGCAAUCAACCUGUUGAAUUUUCGCGGGCACUCAUUGUUUUGCAAGCAUGCAUGAAGAAUGUCCUGUUUGCCAAUGUGUGGCACGAGCAAUUGGGUCACUUGAAAUUGUACAGAAUCACAUCUGGUGAGCGCGAGGAGAAGAAGAAGCUGGAGAAGCGUGAGAAGAGAGAGAUGGCCGAUGAGGAGGAGAGAAAUCGCAUGACAUACAACUUUGUCAAGUAUUCACUGGGACUGAAGCACCAGGUGUGGAAGCAGAAAGGGGAGGAAUACAGAAUUCAUGGACAAUGGAGCUGGAUUUGGAUGUCAUACAGUCGUCGACAGGGACGUGCGAUUAAUGAGGGGCGCGACUGUAAUGUGCCCAAUAAGGUGAUGACGAGACUGAGUAUGUCGGAUGGAAGUGAAAAGAUUCUGGCAUUGGAGCCAAAGUCCUAUGAUUUUUUGAAGAACACUGAUUUGGCUAAUCCUCUCAAUUCGUGCAUCCCUGAAAAUCUACGAGGUGCAACAAUUCAACCAGUUGUGGACAAUUUUGACAAUAUCAAUGUCUCUCAAGCGUUGACGUCCUAUGGACGCUUGUUGUAUCCAAAAGUGGCGAAGAAAUCCCGCUUGGAUGAUCUUCUACAGCGCCGCGUUCAUUUGCGGGACAUGGAAGAGCGCUCGAUGAAUCGUGCGAAGGGAGAGAUGGACGUCGAGAGUUCACCUAAUGUGCCCAAACACACGAUAGCCGGACCCAAACUGGGAAUUGUGCCGGAUUUGGGAAUUGUGAAGCAGCCCAAUAACAUUCAGAAAUCCGGACAGAUUGGAGCAGCCAAUGCAGAUAUGUUGAGCAAUUUGUCUAAGAGAAUUGAUGCUGUGCGCUCUCACUAUGGUCAACUGAACAAGGCCUCAAAGAUGUUCCAGUGCUACAGUCAAGAAUGCAACAAUGCUUCUAAUGUGGUACUCACAAAGCCCAACAAUUGCUACUCGCCACUUUGUCUCCAGAAGGAUCGGGUGCGACGGGAGUUGCUGGCGCUGACGAAAAGAGCUCAUGGUCAAGGCAAUGUGACGAAUGUGGCGGUGGGCAAGAAAUCAUCAAUUCUGGAGCAGAAACUCACUGAGGGGCGUUUCGAGGAAAGCUUUGAGGAGGAGGAUUUUCCCACGAUGAUUAAGAAGUCUCUGGAAAGCGCUUAUCAGACAAUGCGUGACUACAAUGAUGAAGCCAUUCAAGCGUGCAUCAAUCAAGUGGAUCCGGAGGAGCCUGUAAAGGUUGAGAAUGAGGUGAAGGAGGAGAAGAUUGAAGAAAAGCCUGUGGAGAAAAUGGAAGUUGAUCCAGAGCCACCGGCAGCAGAAGUGGAAAUACCUGAAACGCCAACCACAGCAAAUGGUGAGUCUGACGCAAAGAAGCCUAAGUUGGAGGAGGAGGAGAGCGAUCAGAAUUCCAACUCAACGGAUGCUACGUCGAAGGAGGAUGAUAAGUCAGGGAGCGGCGAGAAGGAGGAGAGCGUAGAAGCGCCACCGAGAAGGACACCUCGUGGUCGGCCGCCCAGGAUUAGUCGCAAUCUAACAACUCAAACUACCACCACAACAACAAAGACAACGUCAAAGUAUGUGGAUGGGAAUUUGUCUAGUUACCAGUCCGAGUCCAGCGUCAAGACGCAAACUGUUGAGAAUCAGGAGGGCGUGAAGAGUGUCACGACAAGUACGGUGAACUCUGUGAGUGGGAAGACACAGUUUGUUGAGCGGCAGAAUCGACGCUUUGCCACGACGAAGACUGUGAAAAAGGAGGAAGUGACGAAGGUUGAGAAGGAAUAUGGCCCUAAUGGUGUGGAGAGGGUAUUCUCAACGAAAUCCUGCCGCGGUAGGAUUUAUUUGAAGCGCUAUGUCACUGAAGCGGCAGAGACAAAAUCCAAACAGAAGCCAACAACAAUCAAGUAUCCAAUGACGGGUGAUUUCCUCACGAAGCAAGGAUCGCGAUCCAUAUUGAUACUGCCAAAGCAUGAACUGAUUCGAUUGGCACGAAGUGGCGGAAGGAAUUUCGUUGUUGGAUUCCAUCAGAUGACGAAGAAUAACACAUCAAUUUGGCCGUAUCCGUGUUCGAGACCGUUAUUCCGCACAUGCUGGAUUUACAGGACAAUCAAUGUGAAGACAUUGAGUGCUGUGGCAUUGCAGCUGAGGAUCCUGUGGACUUGUCUUCGGUGGGAUGAUAUGAUUACUAAACCACCGACUACAGAUGGGAAACAUCAGAUUACCACAGAGACUGAGAUAAUGUCACUGGAAUUACUGAAACAUCGGUAUUUGGGGAAAUUUAUGGAGCGAACGCAGUAUUUGAGACGUAAGGUUGUGAUACCACUUGAAUUGCCGAAAGCGGUGCGCGAAGUGACAUCAAUUCGGUCGGGAUUGAGGAAGCGUAAGAGAGCCGAAUCACCUCAGCACACAGAGCCUCAAGUCACAGAGGAGUGGGUUGAUGAGGAGAAGUUGGAAUUGUGGGAGAUUAAGUUGUAUGGCGAGAGACAAGAGAAGGCGAAUGCAUUGCCGGUGACGCGUCAAUCUACAGGAAAAUUGCCACCGGCGAGACAAAUGGACUUGCAACAUGGUAGCAAUUCAUCAUCAUCGAGUGGUAGUGGGACGAAGACAAUUAUUGUGAAUAGUAAUGCAACUCCGGAGGAGAUUAAGGCAAAGAUGGAGGAGCAAUUGCGCAUUCAACGCGCUGCUCAUCAUCAAAAGCGCGCUAUGGAAUUGAAGGCACAAGCAAACAAAACUAGAGCGGAGGAUGAGGCUUCAAAGAAUCCAGGUGGAACUGUUUCGACGGGAAGGGUAAUAAAGAGUCGCAAUAUCCUUGUGAAACAAGCUGAUGGAACGACGAAGAUAAUUCAGCAGCAAAUUGUGAAGCAGCCAGAAACACAAAAAGUCCAGAUUAUUCGGACGCCUGAUGGGAAGGUGUGUGUGAAGGGAUUGAAUCCGGGUCAGCAGCUUUAUCAACUGCCAGAUGGGAAGAUUCAAGUUAUCAGUAGUCCAGUUGGAAAUAAUGCUGCUGGGAAUAAGGCAAAGACUUUGAUUGCCAGGGCUAUUCAGCAGAGUUCGGGAACUUCUUCUGGUUCAUCCACAGUGACUCGCCAUCAGGUGACGCCAAAAGUUGCCGUGUCAUCGAAAGCCAUUGCGAGUCCCGUUCAACCGAAAGCAAUUGGCCAGAAGAUUCAAGUGACUGGCAAUCAGAUCAUCAGUUCUGGUGGAGUGGUGAAGCAAGUGAUUUCGACCUCACAGGCGGGAAGUGUGCAGAAGAUUCUCACUAGUGGACAGAUUGUGGGCAGUUCGUCGGUGCAACAGCCGAGUCAGCAGAAGAUUGUCACCACGUCGAAUCUGCAGCAAUUAUUGCAGCAGACUGGUGGGCAGAAGUUGGUGUUGAGCCAAGGACAGGGCCAGAGGAUUCUCAUAACGCCGGCGGGACAGCAAAUUGCGCAGACCGCGACGACGGGUCAGCAGAUUAUUGUGCAGCAAUCGCAAGCGCCGAGCGUGCAACAGCCACAGCAACAGCAGCACAUUGUGAUCAAUCAGGGCAAGGUGCAGCAGGUGAUUGGUGGUGGACAGCAGCAGAUCAUUGUUGGUGGUCAGAGGAUUUUGUUGAAUCCCGGUCAGCGGAUUGUCACGUCUCAGGGUGGGCAACCGGUGCAGCUUCAAGUGCAGGCGACAUCGGCACAGCAACCGCCAGUGUUGGCGGCCGCAAGUACACCAACUGUUGUCCAGGCGAAUUCCACGCAGCAAACCGCUGUUCUGGCUUCACCAUCGCAGCAGCCGCAGCAACUUGUGAUUCAGAAUGCCAAUCUGGCUCAACAGUUUGCUAGUGGAAAGCUUCAAUUGGCUACAAUCAAUGGUCAGCAAGUGUUGCUCCGUCCUUUGGCUGGCAAUCAGGCGCAGAUUGUGGCUCACGUGAAGCCACAAGACACCUCAACGUCGACAGUGGUUGUGGGAUCGAGCCCGACGCAGCAACAGCAAGUGUUGGCAUCACCCACACAGCAAAUCACAUCUCCACCGACCACACCGCAGAAGGUUGCUGCUCCCAUCUCACCUCAAUCACCGGCCACGUCCAGUGGGCAGCAGCAGACGAGUCAGACGAUAGUGUCGCCGAACAUAGAGCACUCUCUGCUGAAGGGACAACCACCGGGCACGGUGAUAAAGUGUGUGACGGCGCAGGUGAUUCAGACAGCUGCCGGACCGAGGAUUGUUCUGCAGGGCUUGGCGAACAAUGACUUCACGCCGCAGCAAUUGUCUCUUGUGCAGCAACAAGUGAAGCAGCAACUUCUAAAAGCUCAAGAAUCGAGUGGGAAACAGGGUGUUCUUGGACCAACAAAGAUCUAUCUCGCCGUGCAGCCGGCUACGCAGCAGGCGCAGCCGCCACCGUUGGCUCCUGUCCAGAGCAAAUCAGACAUCUCGUCGCAACAUCAAAGUUCAUCGGGUCAGACGACACUGCAGAAGCAAUUGUCGGGCGGUGCUGGUCAGAAAGUGGUCGUCAAUGGGGCUGGCAUAAAUGCGGAUUUGAAGAAAGGGUUGAUUCAGAAAGUAUUGACGGGGAGAGUACAAAAAGCCCAGCAGCAGGAUGGCAGCGAAAGUGCCAAUGAUAAUGAAAAUGACGAGGGCCAAUCCACAACAGAUGCCGGCGAUGAUGGGGGUUCCUUUGUCGUCACUCCCGAUUAUAUCCAGCAAACCAUCAAGAAUGCCCUGAAGCAGGAGAAUCUCAAUCCGGAGAUUGAGGAGAAACUCCUCAAUCUGCAACGCUAUCAGGAGCGUCAGAUGAAGAGUGACACGCCGCAGAUGAUGAGUCAGCCGAGUAUGCGUGCCAUUUCUCCGUAUGAGGACAUCCCCUCGCCGCCAGCGAGGCGCAAGAGGCGAUCGAGUAUGUCGCAGGAUGAUGAGGAUUGGGUCUUGGAGACGCCAAGGCGACGACCAACGAAGAGCAGCGGCUCUGCUCCGGGAACAUCGUCGGAGAAGAAGUUCACAGACGGAGUUAAUAUUAGUACGGGACAUCCGGUGACACCAUUUGUGGGCUCUAAGCUGAGGAGUCAUCUCAAUAGUGAAAAUAAGAUACUCGCCACGUCCACACCUAAUCCGGACAGGAGUGGUCUCGUCACGAAGAUGCGGCCAGUACCACGAAGGGAGUUGGUGACGAAGCGAGAAAUAGAGUUGCGGAAGAAGCAGCAGCAGCAAAUGCAGAUGCGUCUCUAUCGGCAGAAGGAGUUGCUGAAGAAGGACAUCCUGAAGAAGCGAGUGCAGCUCGAGAAGGAACUCCAGAUGGAGAUCCAGAAGGAGUUGGCUGUGGAGUUGGCGGCAAGGGCGAGUCAGGAGAGAACGAAACAAGAGGAUGUGAAACCACCUCUCGUGCCAAAUCCCUCGAAUACGACAAAAAGAAGAUCUGGUGGAGGCGCAACUGUGGUGGUGAAGAAGUCUCUGUCUCCCGUGCCAACGCCUGUUUCGUCGUCCAGUGCGCCAAAUCAGGCUCAAGUGCCGCCAACGAGAACAACCAAUCGCACCAGGAAAGCCACGGUGAAGAAGGCAGAGUCUGGACAGCACACGAGUGGCUCGAAGAAGAAGGAAAAGCUGUAUUGUGUCUGCAGGACGCCCUAUGAUGACACAAAGUUCUAUGUGGGCUGUGACUUGUGCAACAAUUGGUUCCAUGGUGAUUGUGUGGGAAUCUCGGAGGAGGACUCGAAGAAGCUCAAUGAAUUCAUUUGUGGUGAAUGCAAGCACGCCAGAGAUACUCAAGAGUUGUACUGUCUAUGUCGGCAACCUUAUGAUGAAUCACAAUUCUACAUUUGCUGCGAUAAGUGCCAAGAUUGGUUCCACGGCAGAUGCGUUGGGAUUCUCCAGAGUGAGGCGGAGUUCAUUGAUGAGUACAUCUGUCCAAAUUGUACGAAGAAUACUUCAGUGAAUUUUGCCAACAUGAAAUCUCUCACACCGGCUGAGUUUGAGAAUCUGAAGAAGUUGAUAAAACAAAUCACGACACACAAGAAUGCAUGGCCAUUUAUGGAGCCUGUGGAUCCGCAGGAGGCUCCAGAUUACUACAAAGUGAUCAAGGAUCCUAUGGAUCUGGUGAAAGUGGAGGAACGCAUUGAUACGAAGUGGUACACAACAUUGUCCCAAUUUAUUGCUGAUAUGACAAAAAUCUUUGAUAAUUGCCGAUACUACAAUCCGAAGGAAUCGCCUUUCUACAAAUGUGCUGAGAGUUUGGAGGCAUUCUUUGUCCAGAAGAUAAAAUUUUUUCGCGAAAAUCUAGUUGAUAAGGGACAGUAAAGAGAGAAUGAGUGUAUGAAAAUUCCUUUGUCUCAUCCCCCAUAAAAGAUGGUAUGAAUUUAAGCAAUUUUUUUCUAAAGGAUAUUUUUGAGAAACGAAUGUAGACGUAAAUAAUUGUUUGAAAAGAGGUACAAAUGAAUUAUGAUAGAGAAGAAGAAAACAAAUCUUCACGGUUUUAUUUUAACUUUGCUGAAGAAAGAGAGAGAUUGUAUGAAGUUCUUGUAGAGAUAUUAUGUCAUAAGAUUUGCAAAUUUUACGAAAGGCAAAAAUACCAAGAUUUCAAUUUCACUCACCAAGAAUGUGUGGAAAGGAUAAUUUUUUUUAAAUGAUAGACGUUGCAUUGAAGUAAGGAUUAGAAACUACAAUAAUGAAUAAGAACAGAAGUAUAAUUUUAAGGAAUUUUAUGAAUUCUUUUGAAUUUUUAAAGAUCACAUAAUAAAGAAAAAUGAUGAAAUUAAA